UGUUGCCACCGUGUUGGACUCGGGGGAUUUCCAGUGAGUCCGAGGGCCCUCACUCUCGGUUUAUUAUCGAAAGUAGCCGGGGUCGGGUGGCAGCUUGAAAAACAACCCCCGAAUUUUCCAUCGGGCUUCCAGCCUCGCCCGCAGGGUCCCCCACCCCAGCGAUAUCCGAUAAAUAACGGUUCGGCUGGGCCAAGGCUGGGAGGAGGUCAGCCACCACCUAGCUUGCUACGUCUGGACAGUAGAUCAACUCUGGGUGCGCCCACCGGCUCUCCCUCUCAGUUCCCCCGACCGCCAUUUGGACCACCCCGUCCACCCGGCGCAGCCCCAGGUCAGUUUCCCCGAGGUCCCCCAUCUCAAGCCAAUCCAGGACAGAUCCGCUUUCCUCUGGGAUCUCCAGGGGUCCGGGGACCCUUUCCCCCUGGUCAGCGCCCGACCUUUAACAGCAAUCAGGUCAGGCCGCAGAGACCGUCACUGGAUCCUGGUGGUUCAGGUCAGCACAGGUUCCCUCCACCCGGAGCGGGAUUCCCGUUCAACCCUGAGAAUCGUUUGCCGACCCCGAGAGUCAUCCCGGAGACAGUCGUCACCAAUCCUCAAGAGGGCAAUCCUGUUCCGACCCCUAGGGAGUCACCUGACACCAAAUCACCAGGUCGUCCUCAACCAAAAAGCAGGAUGGAGACAAACGGGCCAAAUCUGGUGGCGAACCAACAAAACGACAAAGAGAACGUCGACUCGGCGACCCCGAAGAAGAGGCCGACCUCCCAGACGGGACUCACUGAUGACGACGAUGAUGAUGACGUGGUGAUGGAUAACGAGAAGGACAGCAAGUCCCAGAAAUCGGCUAGCAACGAGUCCCUCGCAGUCUCGCCGGGGAUCAAGAACACCCCGACUCCUGAACUUAGGACUCCUGCCAAGAGUGAAAUCAGUGCUACUCCCAGUCCUGCGUCAUCGAAAGCACCGACACCAGCUCCCGAGGAGGAGCGAUCAAAAUCACGACUGAGUGAUAACGUUAGGUCACCUAAUGACGGCGAUAACGAGGAGGUGAGUGAGAAGUCUAGACCCCCAAGCGCAUUGUCCUCCAGAUCAGGCCUGAAAUCUCCGACGAAAUCAAUCGGAAGGACCCUGGACCUGCCGUCACCUGGAGGGGGCAGGUCUCCGGAGCUAAAGUCCCCGGUCGUUGGUUUUGAUAACGGGAGGCCGAGGUCGCUGACUGCGAGGUCACCCUCUCCGGCAUCAAGCCCGGGGGCAUCGCAUUCGCCGAAGACCCCGGGGACUCCUAAAUCAGAGAAGAGGACGACGUUUGCGGAUGUGAAGGAGGGAAGUAAGACGGAGAGGUCGAGACCGGGAACGCCGGGGGUGAAGAGCAAACCUGGGACACCUGUGAAGAGCAAACCCGGGACACCUGUAAAGAGCCCGACCAGACCGCAGACACCGAAGUCUGGGAUGAGGCGGUCAGCCUCCGCACGAUCCAUCAAAUCAGAUGGAGGAAGCGAUAGUGGGGCAAACCAGAUGACGCAAAAUGGCUCUCCAACGACAAAUGGUGUAUCAGUAUCUCCCACCAAGAAGUUGCCAAUAAAAUCAAAGGAAGGAGAGAAGCCAAAAACCGCAGGCUCACCAAUAAAAUCACCCAGCAAAUCCGUUAAAUCUCUGCCAAGAACGCCGGAAGCUGGUCCCCCCUCCACCGCUGACAAAAAGAAAGUACCCAUGAACAAAGUUCAAGUUGGCGCAGCGCCAUCGCCGAAUUUGAAGACCAUUCGCUCCAAGAUUGGGUCGUUGGACAAUGCGAGCUACAAGCCUGGUGGUGGCAAAGUGAAGAUUGAGAAUAGGAAAUUGGAUUUCAGCAAGGCGCAGCCGAAGAUUGCAGCGAAGAAUGACAAGUACAUGCCGAGUGGUGGUGACAAAAAGAUACAACAAGUGAAACUUCAGUGGAAUGCGAAACCCAAGGUCGGCUCCCUGGACAACGCAACGUACAGGCCAGGCGGUGGUGAUAAAAAAAUCGAAACAGUGAAGCUCGAUUUUAAAGACAAGGCAAAACCCAAAGUUGGGUCUAAGGAUAAUGCUAAGCACGUGCCAGGUGGUGGUACAAUCAAGACAUCACCGAUCAAUAAGUCACCACCGGAGUCGCAGAGUGAAAUUGAGACCCAGAAAAUCGACAUCAAGGCGGAGAGCAAGAUUGGAUCCCUGGACAACGUCAAACACAGACCCGGUGGUGGUGACAAGAAGAUCUUCAAUGAUCGUGACUAUCUCCGGCAGACUAGCUCGAAUUCUAAUGUCGAAAGUGCCAACGGCAGCGGUGCCCAGUCAGAGAACGGAUCAGAAGACUCGAAGAGGCCAGAACCGAACCCCCCACCUUCGACCCCAACGAGAAGUCGUCCAUCCUCAGUGACAUCACCAGUGACACCACGAGCUCUGAUCUCCAGCCUUCAAGCCAGGUCCCCAGACCUGCCGAAUCCGAAGAGAACUCCCACCCCAGCACCGGAAAUCACCGAGAAACAAGAGUCAUCCACCCCAAGGGCUAGAACCCCUCGGGAGUCUCCAGUCUCUUCAAGACCCCCGAGCAACCUAGACUCCAAGUCGUCAGACAGCUCCAGGAGAUCUUCUUCGGGACUUCACCUCCCGAAAUUACCGAAUCUGUUAGCUCCGAACGUAUCUCCCCCUCAGAAUUCAGAUCCUUCAGAAAUCAAACUUCCGAAACUGGUCGAGAGUUCAAGUUUAUUUAAUCGCACGAAUUUAACAUAGCGACACUAAUUACGAGACAUUUUAGAAUAUAUGGAGAAGGAGAAUGAUUCAAAGUUGUCCCUGAGCUUUAGCAACUGGGAAAUGGGAAAAUUUAAACGAAUUUUUAUCGGAAAUCUAAUAGAAAAUGCAAUAAUUCUAGCUGAGGUGGAUGUCCCAGUAUCAGACUUUGUUCGAGUGGUAGUAGGACAGUUCAUCCCCGAAUUUUCUCGUUCUAGGCCAUUUCAUCCCUUGUCCUUUACAUUUUAGGACAUUUCAUCCUAGGGUUAUUUCAUCCUUAUUUUGGAACGAGAAAUCUUGUGAUGAAAUUUGAUAUUCUAUUUGAUUAGUUUACUCGCAUUCUAUUCUAUUAUGACACAAUUAAGAUGAAAAUUACCAAAAAUUUGAGGAAAAUUGAAGAAAAUAAAUGCAUGUUUAAUAUUUUCUAAUGAACAAAUUAACAUUGGAAUUUUUUGUGUAUUGAGCGAUGGAGAUAAUCCGUUUGUUGUCCUUUAUUUUCAUUCUGCCGUAUUUGAUUCUGGUAGCUCUGUCGUCUGUACAUGUGUGGGAUGAAAUGUCCUAGGAGGAAAGGUCGAUGUUGAACAACAACUAGACUUGUUGCAUUUUGCUAUAGAAUUUUAAUAAAAAUUCAUUCAACUUCAACUAGUCACAUGAGCAUUAAAAUUCGAGAGUAACUUAUCACCGAUUUUUCUCUUUACAUAAAUAUAGCUGGGAUAGAUUCAAGGAGAAAAUUCAUAGGAAUAAUCACGUGAAUGUCGAGGAUUGGUUCACAGAUAUAAUUUCACUAUUUCGCAUUCCUAACUUUUGGUAUAAAAAUAAUCUUAACAUUGGUAAUCGUAACUGAUAGAGAAGGUAAAUGGUUCUGAUGUGGAACUGAAUACUUAACGAACUGGUGAAUCGAAGGGGUUUCAGUCUUUCUUUGGCAGUAUGGGGGGCACUAGCUUGACAUUAUUGAAGUAGGGAUGGCUGAGGGCUUUCAUCGCUGAUAUUCGCUCACUCGGGUCGUAUGUCAAAAGUUUCUGAAACAUGCAGAUGGUGUUGAUCUCCUGAGAAUCUCUUCAAUCAUUAAAUUUGAAAGAAUUGAAAGUCUAUAAACAUUCUUGGAUAAUCCCAAUUUUUAGAAUCAUGAUUUGAAAAAAUACUUUCUUAAUUCAAUCUAUAUUACCCUCUUAUAAAUAUAAAUAAUCAAUAAAAUUUUGUGGAUCUUUGAAAAUUUUCGUUGUGAAAAAGCUCAAAUAUAAAAAAAUAUUUUUUCGUGGAAAUAAAUUGUUCAACUAAAAAAUUGAUUUUCCAUGAAUUAUUUAUGCUUCGUAGUUAUUGGCCUCUGCGGUCAAAGCUGGCCUCCCUCUUGAUUUUUAUCUAGAAAUUAUUUCAAUUCAAUAUUCAUGUGGUUUUUUAGGUUAAAUUUGCCAUGUGUACUGAGUUAAUGUCGGUGGUAAGGAGCAAUAUGUGGGCACUUGCCUUUUAGGUAAUAGGCUUUUCAACUUUUUAUUGUUUAGUUUGAUUUGGUUUGUUUGUAGAGAUAUUCGGUCUAGUCCAAAUGACUGAAUCAAUUUUUAUCAUUUGGACAUAAUAAAUUUCAUCACCUUCAAAUCAGCAAGUGACGCAGAGGCAAAUAACUAGGAAACAAUAAAUUAUUUAUAAAAAAGAUUGUAAUCUCUAGAAAUUGCAAUUUUUCAAGUCUUUUUCAACAGCUGAAAAUGGAGAAUGGAGUGGAGGAUCAGGUGGAAAUUCAGGUGUUGAAUUAGGAAUUUCAACAAAGAUUUCAGUUAAAAAAGAAACCAAAGUACUUAGAAAUUCUCAAGUAUUUUCAGGCAUUAAAUGUGAAACCUUGUCAUAAAUAAAUAGUACAGAUCACUAAAACUUCACUUAAAAGAACUUAGAAUUUUGAAAAUAGAGAAAUCUGUUACCUUUUACAAAAACCAAUUCAACUUAAAAAAUUGAUUUUAGAUAAAUUAUGCAGGAAAAAGAUUAUGAUCUCCUAAAAUUGCAAUUCUUUAAAUCUUUUUCAACAGCUCAAAAUGGUGAAUGAAGUUUGACAAAGAAUAGAAUAUUUGUACAUCCAAAAAUAAAGAAAUGAAAACAAACCGAGAAAAGGUCUUUGGCAUCAUUAUCAAAAUUCGGGACAACUUCGUCAAGAUUCCUGGGGUCCCACUGUGGGAACAUUGAUUUGUAGUCAGGAAGUUGAGAGACACCUGGCCAUAUCUCCUCGUCUGGAGUGCCAAGUGUCCUAAAGAUCCUGAAGAGCUGAUCGAUCUCAGAGUCUCCAGGGAAUAAUGCUCUCUUGGUGGCCUUGAUGGAAGAAAUAAAUAAAUUAUUCACAAAUAAAGUGUUUGAAAAAUUU
Messenger RNA from Diachasma alloeum, 5077 nucleotides. It is a transcript of the gene tau, whose product is annotated as microtubule-associated protein tau. The record is from RefSeq and is a predicted model, not a curated record. Bases 670 to 2736 code for a protein of 688 amino acids. Gene Ontology annotation, cellular component: neuron projection. NCBI's taxonomy places the organism in Eukaryota, Metazoa, Arthropoda, Insecta, Hymenoptera, Braconidae. Gene Ontology annotation, biological process: neuron projection development; microtubule cytoskeleton organization. The transcript has 9 exons. Gene Ontology annotation, molecular function: microtubule binding.